Molecule: messenger RNA, 2184 nt
Organism: Paramormyrops kingsleyae
Lineage: Eukaryota; Metazoa; Chordata; Actinopteri; Osteoglossiformes; Mormyridae
Source: RefSeq, a predicted model, not a curated record
UCUUUGAGUCGCAUUUGUAGUGUUUCAUCCCAAGGACAUGAUGGCAAGUGGAUUUGAUGACGUGACAACAUUUGAUUAUCUGACAGCAAGUGACUUUACUAAAGAUGAAUUUGACUUGGAAGAUACUGGGCUAUGUGAAAGAGAUUCCGUUCGGAUGUUCCGGGGUUACUAUGAGCCCCCGCUUUACUGGCUGAUUUUUGUCCUUGGAGCCGUUGGGAAUUUGAUGGUGGUGUGGAUCUACGUUCAUGUCCGCAAUCGCCUGAAGACCAUGACAGAUGUCUACCUGCUCAACCUGGCCAUUGCUGAUCUCCUCUUCCUCGGGACGUUGCCAUUCUGGGCUACUGACGCUAGCACUGGCUGGACCUUUGGCCUGGCCUUAUGUAAGAUUGUGUCAGCCAUCUACAAGAUCAACUUCUUCAGCAGCAUGCUUCUGCUUACUUGUAUCAGCAUUGACCGAUACAUAGCCAUCGUACGAGCAACCAAGGCCCAGAACUUCAAGAUGAAGCGACUUUUCUACAGCAAGCUUAUUUGCCUUGGUGUCUGGAUGCUAUCUGUCCUUUUAGCUAUCCCUGAAUUCCUUUUCGCCCAAGUUAAAGCAGAGAAGGAAAAACCCACCUGCUCCAUGGUCUACUGGGCCAAUGAAAAGAACAUCACCAAGAUCUUAGUUCUGUCCCUGCAGAUCUGCAUGGGUUUCUGCCUGCCCUUCCUGGUCAUGUGCUUUUGCUAUUCGGUGAUCAUCCGCACCCUACUGCAGGCAAAGAACUUUGAGAAGCACAAGGCCCUGCGAGUGAUCUUUGCAGUGGUGGCGGUGUUUGUCCUAUCCCAGUUACCGUACAAUGGCGCGUUGGUGGUUGAGGCUAGCCAGGCGGCCAAUAUGACCAUGACUGACUGCAAGAUGCUCCGUCAAUUUGAUAUUGCUAGCCAGGUGCUUCAAAGUCUGGCCUAUACCCAUAGUUGUCUCAACCCCUUCCUCUACGCCUUCAUUGGUGUGCGCUUCCGCAAAGAUCUCCUUAGUCUCCUACGUACAUGUACCAUUGGCCUUGGCCAGGGCCAGCUGAUCAAAGUGCAGGGUGUGCCAAAACGCCCCUCUGUCAUGUCGGACACUGAGACCACCCCAGCACUCUCCCUGUAAUCCUCCCGAUGCUUUCCAUAUCCUGAAAUGCCUAUACCCUGGGACACAAUACCAUGAUUUACUAUGCAAAACCCGGGAAAUGGCUAGUAUUUGGAGGACUUGUUUUCUCCAAGAGGACCAGGCACAUUAUCUGUCAAUCUGGAUAGAAUCUAGAUCAUGUAAACAUAGAUUUGCGUAGAUCUAUGCAGCAUGCGGGUAAACAUGAUCAUGAUGUUAUUAGCAUCCACAAUCCAUCGAUGGGUGAAAAGUUUGGUGGUAAAUAUGAAGGUAUAUCAUUUCAAGAGAUGAUGUCCUUUCCAGCUAUCUGCCAGAUUAUGUCCGAGAAAGCACAUACUUUGAGAGUUAUAUUAAAUGGCUGUGUGUUAUGUAAAUACUCUGUUUGUAUGAGUUUUGUGGUCACAUGCUAUUAUAUUGGUCUUCCUAACAAGUCCCUCCAUAAAUUCCAACUACUUCAGAAUGCUGCAGCUCGAGUUGUAACUCGUACCCCCUCCGGGGAACAUAUUACCCUAGUUCUACAACAGCUUCACUGGUUGCCCAUAGAAACUCGAAUAGCAUUCAAAAUUCUGCUGCUCACUUUAAAAUGCAUUUACAAUUUUGCCCCUCCCUAUCUAUGUGGCCCGCUUCACAUCGCCUCUCCAUCCUGAUCUCUCAGAUCUUCAUCUGCCACCCAUUUUAUUGUUCCCUCUGCCCGCCUCAUCAGCAUGGGAAACAGCUUUCAGUUGCUCUGCUCCCCGACUCUGGAACUCAUUUCUGCCAGAUAUCAGAAAUAUUGACUCUUUUUCAUUAUUUAAAUCAAAACUCAAAACCCAUCUGUUUAAAUUGGCUUACUCGCUUCAACCCAAUUGUUAUAUAAUUAUGUAAAUAACUUUUUUUUAAUUAUUUGGUUUUUAUUGUUUGUUUUUUUUAGUCUAUGUAAGGUGACCUUGGGAUUUAGAAAGAUGCCCACAAAUAAAAAUGUAUUAUAUACGUAGAGCUGUGGGGCAAUCAUUGUUAUCAAAAUGUUGAAAAAAAAUCUGUAUUUGUAGAUAAACCAAUAAAACAAUAAACACGAA